Lolium rigidum is the source of this 1289-nucleotide messenger RNA. Its product is annotated as protein MAIN-LIKE 2-like. Bases 447 to 1289 code for a protein of 280 amino acids. The record is from RefSeq and is a predicted model, not a curated record. Lineage: Eukaryota; Viridiplantae; Streptophyta; Magnoliopsida; Poales; Poaceae. The transcript has 4 exons.
UAUAUUUUGGCUCCGAUGGAGUAUAUAUAUCGUUACAUGAAAAAACCGACCUUGUCUUCUGGGCAACGAUCGUCAGAGACGUGGCGGGCGACUUGGAAGGACAUUUGGGAUACACGCGGGCAAAGUGGAGACGACGGUUUACAUCAACGAAAAUAGAGGAACUACUUCCAUUAAGCGCGAUCGUACACAAAUCAAAACAAAUAGUAGUACGUGAGGAGUGGACAUAUGACAACUGCCUCCCGCAAGCAUCACGAUUCAUACCCAUUUCUCUCUUCUCACUUUUAACAGGACUGGAAGUUCGCAUCUGAAUGAACAAGAGGACAACCCGGCGUCCUCUGAUUGCUCCCCUCCACGCGGCACAGGACCUCACUCGGCCGCACCGCCUCACUGAUUAGCUCCGGCAACUUACCACAGCGGUGUGGUCUUCACCCUAGUAAUUGCGAGAAAUGGAUACUUCCACUGAUAGUUUUGAUCGCACAGGGUUACCAUUCAAAGAAGAAACAGAUGACGAACUAGGUGUAAGACAUGCAAGAAUGAAGUUGGCAUGCUCACCAACUAGAUUUGCAAACACCAUAAAAGGUUUCUCACCUGCCCACAUAACGGCCAUUGAAGGAAAAACCGGACUUGCGGGACUCCUAAAACUGCAGAACACGUCUCUACGACGUAUUAUGCUAGUGAGGAUUGCCAAGCGAUACAACAGAGAUAAGAAAACUAUUUGGAUCCGUGGUAAGGAUAUUCCUAUAACCGAAACGGACGUGGCCCAAAUAAUGGAUCUUCCGACACAAGGGGAGGAUAUCAACCUCCGCACAAAAGGAUCAGAAAACAUAGAAUUGUUUAAUGCUUACCAAUCAAACGGCAAACUUAUGGUGUCUGCCCUUGAGAAGCAGAUUAGAAGCUCCACAUAUCCUGAUGAUCACUUCAUUAGACAAUUUGUUUUGUAUGCCAUUGGCACUAUUUUAGCACCCUCAGCAAAUGACUAUGUGGAUCGUAAAUAUUUGACCCUUGUUGAGAAUGUGGCAGAUAUUCCCAGUUUUAACUGGGGGUGUUUCACACUCACUCACUUGUUGGAUUCCAUCCUAAAAUUUCAAUACCUAGAUCAAACUUCUCUUCAGGGAAAUUUACCCUUGCUGCAAGUUUGGUACUGGGAGCACCUCCGUGCUGGGGCGGCUUCUUAUGCUCCUAGACCACCUCCGCUGAUGGCGCGAUGGGAUGAAGCCAACGCAACCUUAAGAACGACGGCUUAUGCUCUUGGAGGACCAGAUCGAGGAGAUGUGCUUUUCUAUACAUAA